AAGGCCUCUUGAGCCCUAACCUUUUUAUCACCGGCAACGACCCAGAAGAGAGCGUUUUACGCAUUCGAGCACCGAAAAGCAAAGAGAGAGCUGAAAUGGCGUCGUUCGAUCAAGCUCCUGCCGGCGAUCCGAAGGUCGGAGAGAAGAUCUUCAAGAUCAAAUGUGCCCAGUGCCACACCGUCGAGAAAGGUGCCGGUCACAAGCAAGGACCCAAUCUAAAUGGCCUUCUUGGAAGGCAGUCAGGUACUACUCCAGGGUACUCCUACUCUGCUGCAAACAAGAAUAUGGCUGUCAUUUGGGAGGAGAAAACAUUGUAUGACUAUCUCCUCAACCCCAAGAAGUACAUCCCUGGAACAAAGAUGGUAUUCCCUGGACUGAAGAAGCCGCAGGAGCGUGCUGAUCUCAUUGCAUACUUGAAGGAAGCCACCUCAUCUUAAAGGCCCAUGCGCACUUAUAGACCCCUAUUCCAUUUUUCACCAAUUGGAGAUUGUUUUUCACAGAAUGGAUAAAAUAAAUUAGACCAUGUAGGUCAGUGAUGCUCUUUGUAAAAUGAGUAUUGCUAGGAAUUAUUUAUUCCGAAAUGGUUGCGGUCAAUGGCGGACGUUAGCCUUUUUUGACGAACUGGAUAUCUAAAGUUUAUGAAUUUCCGGUGAAUGACUAGUUUGCAAAUGAUAAGUUUUUGCCAGACUAUACAGUAUUGACUUCUAUUUUAUUGUUUCAUUUACGGAUGGCUCUGAUCCUUUUUGAAGAAUGGUUCCAGGCAAUUCCAACCACAUGCCAGAUCUUUUCCUAAAAAUGUAAGCAUCAUUGGCUUGUAAGAAAUAUUAAUUUUUCAGACGACACAAGAUUCACUGCUGCAGAAUAAUCAUUUCAAGUAAAUGUAGAGCUUGCUU
Messenger RNA from Rubroshorea leprosula, 893 nucleotides. The record is from the annotation of a GenBank genome assembly. Lineage: Eukaryota; Viridiplantae; Streptophyta; Magnoliopsida; Malvales; Dipterocarpaceae.